This is a messenger RNA of Echinostoma caproni, 321 nucleotides long. Lineage: Eukaryota; Metazoa; Platyhelminthes; Trematoda; Plagiorchiida; Echinostomatidae. The record is from the annotation of a GenBank genome assembly.
AUGAUGAUUUUGCUCACCAUCAGAUUGCGAGACGAUAUCGGGGUUCUCGUUGGUGCAGGUCCGCUUCGUGGAGUUCGUGGUGUGGCGGUACCGGAAUCUGGUCGUUUGGCUGAGUACGUACCCGCUCGGUUCGUUGAAGCCGGUUGCGGUGUUUUUACGGGUGCUGCCGUUCACGGUGUGCGCACACCGCUAGAUGCUGUGGAACGUGCACUACUCUCAACAAAAGAGGAUGCAGCAACAGGACUGCCACAAAUCUCCCGUGAAAGUGUACUCGUAACACUACUGGUAAAUGACGAUAACAGAUCCUGUCAUGAAGAAUAG